Molecule: messenger RNA, 1944 nt
Organism: Paramecium pentaurelia
Lineage: Eukaryota; Ciliophora; Oligohymenophorea; Peniculida; Parameciidae
Source: the annotation of a GenBank genome assembly
AUGUUGGAAAAUCAAAUGUUGUAAUUUUUGAAUUCAGACUUUUAACAAUUUACUUAAUAAGAUAAGUAGGAUAAGUAAGAUGAGAAUUCUGAGACUGAAGUUCCAAAUAACUCUUAAAGAUAAUUGAGAGUUAAGAGUUUUGAAGAAAAGCCUGCUAAUAAACCAUUAAAUCUAAUAUUCUAAAUGUUAUUGCAAAAGAAAACAUAGAAAAGAUAAUAAAUUAAGGUAGAUCCAAAAUCAAUACCUUUGUCUAUUAAUCUCUCUGUUUAGGUAUAAGAAUUACCAAUUAUACGUAAAAUCAUGGAUAAGAAUGAAUGGAAAAAGGCUCAUAAUUUUGAUGGAGAUAUAUUAUGGUGUGGUCCUGAUAAUGUUCAAUAAGCCAAACAAUUUACUUAUGAUUUUGCAAUGGUCUUUAUGAAUUUAUGCAUCAGUAGAAUUCCUGGAGCUAAAUUAAUCUCUACAAAAAAAGAAACUACGUCAAUCAUGGCUAAAAUGAGAUAGUAUAAUAUGUGUCAUAUUAUAUUAGAUAUUUUCCGUCUAUUUAUAAUUUUUAUCCAAAAACAUACACUAUGCCAGAAGAUUUACAUGAAUUUAUUGAAGAUUUUGAAAAAAAAGAUGGCAUCUCUUAUAUUGCUAAACCUGAUAAAGGAACUUAGGGUUAAGGCAUCUUUAUAGUUAGUUAAAUAGAAGAUUUAUUUAAUAAUGGUGUCAAGGACAUCUCAUAUAUAAAGAAGUAUUUAAAUUUCAAUAAUUAGAAAUUAUAUUAUUUAAGAGUAUAUAAGUAAUCCUUUAUUAUUGGAUGAUAAGAAAUUUGAUUUUAGAUUGUAUGUAUUGGUCACUUCACUCAAACCAUUAAUUGCUUAUAUUAAUGAAGAAGGUUUAGCUAGAUUAUGCACUGAAAAUUAUUAGGACAUCACAUCUAGUAAUCUCUCUAAUGUUUAUAUGCAUCUAACAAAUUAUUCAUUAAAUAAAAGUAAAAGACAAAAAUAGUAUAUCCAUUAGAUAGUCAAAAUUUUAUUAUACAUCCUCCAGAUUUCCAGAAAAUAAAUUUUGGUACUAAAAGAACUUAUACAUCAGCCAAAAAAACAUUGAUGAAAAUGGGAAUAGAUGUACCUAAAUUAAAAUUGAGAAUUGAAUAAACAAUAGUAAGAUUCCUAUAUGGAAUUGCUCCAUUUUUAGUAAGAAUUUCUAUUUAUUAAUAAAGUUAAAUUCAACUAGAGAAGUCUAUCAAGACAAAUGGGAAAAAGCUAACUGUUUUCAUGUUAUUGGAUUUGAUAUUUUGAUUGAUAGAGAUUUAAAACCUUGGAUUAUUGAGAUUAAUGCAAAUCCUAGUUUAGAGAUUACUUAAGUAGUUUAAAAUCCAAAUGGAAGUAAAAGAGUAGAGACCAGUUCAUUAGAUGCUUAUGUUAAAACUAAAGUUAUUGAAGAUGCAUUCAUCAUUGCAAUUAAAACACCUUAAGAAUAAAUUGAAUAAAUUGGUAAGGGGAAAUAUUGUAAUAGUUAUAAAAUGAUUAUUGAUGGUUAACCACCUAUUGAAAAUUUAGAUUUGGUAAUUUAUAUAUAUUUAUAAAAAAUUUUAGUUCUAUAAAUUAGUUGAUCUUUACAGUAAUCUUUGUGGUUUGAGAUAUGGAAAUUUGAAUUAAAUGAGAUUUUGUAGAUUAGCUAAUAAUCCAUAAUUGAUUAAUGAAUUGCUAAUAAAAUCAGAUUAUGAUUUGAUUUACAAAAAAAUCUAGUUAAAAUCAUUAUAGCCAGAUUUAAAUUUUCUAGGUUUCUUAGAAGCUAUAGAAUCUAUCUCAGAUAAGGUAUAAAUAUAUCAAUUUAUAUUAUAAGCUUUUAAAAAGAAAGGCUUCUAAUUAUACAUUAUAAAAAGCUGUGACCUAUGUUGUAAAUAUGGCUUUAAAGGCCCCAUAAUAACAUUAAAGACCUUUGACUGCAAAAAGAUGA